Messenger RNA from Fomitopsis serialis, 1691 nucleotides. Its product is annotated as cyclophilin-like protein. The transcript is spliced from 9 exons. Gene Ontology annotation, cellular component: catalytic step 2 spliceosome. Lineage: Eukaryota; Fungi; Basidiomycota; Agaricomycetes; Polyporales; Fomitopsidaceae. The record is from RefSeq and is a predicted model, not a curated record. Gene Ontology annotation, molecular function: ubiquitin-ubiquitin ligase activity; peptidyl-prolyl cis-trans isomerase activity. The coding region runs from base 54 to 1343 and encodes 429 amino acids. Gene Ontology annotation, biological process: protein folding; protein polyubiquitination; protein peptidyl-prolyl isomerization.
GUCCUCAUCCGGCACCUUCAUUCCGCCCACCACUCCUCUGCUUCACUUCCAAGAUGGGUCACGGAAACUCGGACAAGCUAUAUGUCACUCAUGCAGAGCACUCUGGCAUGUUUGGUCAGCAUACCGCCUCCUCUGCGGGCGCGAAAGCGAAGAAUCUGGGUUUCACCCAUCCAGCAGCCUUGACUCCUUUCGACUGCUGCGCGCUCUCGUUCCAGCCAUUUAAUCACCCUGUGUGCGCUCGGAACGCAGACGGUACUGGCAAUGUCUUCGAUCUCACCAACAUCAUACCUUGGCUCAAGCAGCAUGAAAACAAGAACCCCAUUACUCAAGAGUCACUUGCUCCAUCUGACCUCAUAACGCUACACUAUUCACGAAAGCCCAACGGGGAGAUCCAUGACCCCAUCUCGUUCAAGCCUUUCAGUGAGCAUUCGCACAUAGUCGCCAUCGCUAGUACAGGGAAUGUGUAUCUUGCGGAGAGCGUGAAGGGCGGUAGGGACUUGGUUGCCGACGUCAAGUUCAAGAAGGAGGAUGUCGUCACACUGCAAAAUCCGCACGGCUUCCCCUCUGCAUCUGUUCUCAAGGCGCCAGCAGUCAAGGAAGCUGAGCCUGACAAGAAAGCAGUCAUCAAGACAGGUGCCGUUGCAGGAUCAUCCAAAACAAAAGCUGCAGUGCCAUGGAACAUCUCACCAUAUUCUACGGGUUUGCCUGGAGCCUCACUGACCUCAACCUCCGUCGACCCGCAAACUCAAUCGUCUCAAUUGGUCUGGGAUGAAGAGGAACUGAUGUUCGACGACUUUGCCAGUCCGCCGAAGGGCAAGGGCAAAGAGAAGGACGUAGGCAAGCGUCGUGCCUAUGUCCGAGUUGUUACUACGCUCGGAGGUGGCAGCCUCAACCUUGAGCUGUUCUGCGAGAAGGCUCCGAAGACAUGUUACAAUUUCCUCCAGCUAGCCAAAGCUGGUAAAUACAACGAUUGUCUCUUCCACCGACUCGUACCCGGGUUUAUGAUUCAAACGGGAGAUCCCACUGGGACAGGUUCCGGCGGUCAGUCAUGUUGGGGCACUCCGUUCCGAGAUGAGUAUGACAUGCGUAACGCUGCGAAGCACGACUCUCGCGGUGUUGUUGCCAUGGCAAACAAGGGUCCUGCGACAAAUGGGUCGCAGUUCUAUUUUACAUUCAAAGCGACUCCGCAUCUCGACAAAAAGCAUACAGUCUUUGGCAAACUUGUCGGUGGAGAGGAUGUUCUUGACGCUUUGGAAGGCAUGCCAGUCAAGCCUGGUACUGAGCGACCAGCGAAGCCUGUUCGCAUUACUGAGGUAGUCAUGUAUGUGGCCGCCCAUUCAUAGGUUGAACAUGAUAUACUCACAUAUCUGUAUCUGCUCAGCUACCAGGAUCCCUUUGAGGAGUACAAGUCUCGGAGAGACAAGAGACUCGCGAAGAAGGCUGAACAUGCUCAGAAUGGUAGCCAGAUCAGUCAGACAUCCGAGAAGGAUGACAUCAACUGGUUCGGCACCAAGGUGGGCACUGGAACGAAGGGGUUUGGUGGCGAUGGCGGUGGCGGUGGCGGCGUCGGCAAGUACCUCAACGCCGGGGCGAAACGACCAGCACCUGAGCAAUCAUCGAGGUUCAGUGACGUUGGUACCCCUGAUGACACGAAGAAAAAGCGGAGGAUUGGCUUCGGUAACUUCGAAGGA